This is a messenger RNA of Colletotrichum orchidophilum, 549 nucleotides long. Its product is annotated as cytochrome P450 ClCP1. The record is from RefSeq and is a predicted model, not a curated record. The transcript has 3 exons. Gene Ontology annotation, molecular function: monooxygenase activity; iron ion binding; oxidoreductase activity, acting on paired donors, with incorporation or reduction of molecular oxygen. Bases 1 to 549 code for a protein of 182 amino acids. NCBI's taxonomy places the organism in Eukaryota, Fungi, Ascomycota, Sordariomycetes, Glomerellales, Glomerellaceae.
AUGCAACAACAGGCCCUCGAGCACAAGAGACUGACUCGAGAGAAAAUUGGAAAACGCCUUGCCCUCAAGGAUCCCCGACCGAAUUUCUUCCAGGGCCUCAUUACCGGCACAGGUGAUUGGCGUCUUGGUCGGGAACAGCUCGAGAAUAACGGUGAAUUUAUUACCAUGGCCGGCUCUGAAACGACAGCAAGUCUACUUGGUGGUGCAGUGUACCAACUCACGACAAAUCCAAGGGUAAUGGCCAAACUCGUAGACGAGAUCAUAGCAACCUUCAAGAAUGAAGGCGAAAUUACACUAGUCAGUGCUGGCGGACUUCCAUAUUUAUGUGCCGUGACGGAGGAGUCGCUCCGCACUUUUCCUCCCGGGACGAACACACAACCACGCAGUACACCCUCAGAAGGAAACGUCAUUCUUGGCGAUCAUAUUCCAGGAAAUAUUGUGGUCGGCAUCCCACAUCAUGCAAUGUACUAUACCGAGGCAAACUUCAAGCGUGCCCAUGAAUUCAUCCCAGAGCGUUGGAUGAACGAUCCCGAGUUCGCAUCUGAUUGA